AAGAAAAACAACACAACCACACAGAGAUGGCAUCAGGAGAACUAUGUGUAAAGGGGGUUAAGGGCAAUGGAUUUUGCAGUAUGGAAUGCAGAUCGCUUUCCACGCAGGAGGGGACCUGCUGAAUCAGUGGUGAAGCGCAGCACCAGCGCGGGUGACACCCGGGACCCAUCCGGAACCGCGCGGUCCAGCCCGCCGUCCUUAGGGAUAGAAUUCCACAGCCGCGGGGCUUAUAGAGCCGCAGGGAGUUUUAGCAAACGGAGUGUUUAUGACCUGUGAGUCGAGCAGUGUCCGUCUGUCCGGACGGUCUGGCGGCCGGGUACAACGACACAAUGACUGUGAUGGUUUGGAAUAGCGCAGGAAAGCAAAGAGGCAGACACAGAACCGGUUCAAUAACAGCAUUUGUAAAGAAUGUUUUGAAACUUGACUUGAAGGAUUUCAGGGAAGGUGACUAUCCGAUAUCCUUAGGGAUAGAUUUCAUUGCUGGGCAUUGGGGCGUUUUCAUCAGCAGUGUGUUUCAGCACAUACAUAUGACACCAUCCGCAAACAGAAACCCCCUGCAGAAGAAAACUGCAAUCCUGAGCUGGAGAAGGUCUGGUUUAGUGUCCGUGUGAUGUGCUGGACACAACAUCCCCCUGAACCGCGACCCUGCCUCAUAUGUAACCGUGUUCCUCACGGUUUACAUGCUUAUUCAUCACAGCGGUAAUCCCGGUUCCACGCGAUUAGCGCUAAUUACGACCACGCAAAAAAAUGGUUAUUUUUAGUCAAUAUAAUUUAUUCCUGGAUAUGCGUGGGCCGAUAGCUGUGCGUAGUCUUAAAUGUUUUAUUUAAAGUUUGCAGUGUGUUGGAGUGCGAACGAAGUGCAUUAUCUCAGGUGCUGGAGUAACACGACGUGAGUCAUAUUUCAGCAGCACACGGUGUUUCCCAGAGAACACAAACAGCGCCCGCUCGCGUCUGUCACUCAGGAUAUCACCCAGGUCAAACCCGAGUGCGCCGGGCCGGUCUCCACCCGAGCGCAGCGGAGGGUUAUCUGUCGGCAGAGAGAAAGUGUCCUCGCCUUUAACGCCCUCCGUCGCGUCAGGGCGCCUGCGGUUGCCAUGGAGUCCAGGAGAGACGCCGGGAAAAGGAAAGAAGAAAGAAGUUUUUAUGUCACAAGAUAAAAGAGCGAAGAAACUGAAAUAAACUGGAGGAAGGACCUUCGCCUAGCUGACAAUUACAACGCGAUAAACUGUGCACUGUCGUUUUAUUUGUCCUGCACUUGGACACAGGGAAGACAGAGCAUCUGAGCGCAGAGAGGGCGACAGGAGUCGGGCUGUGUCUGCAAAGCCCUUCGAGUUAUUUACACAGUCCGCUUGUGAACCGUCGGUGUUGGGAGGCAGACACAGCAUGUCCAGCAACAGUAAGUCCACGGGCCGGCCAGCGCGGAAGGAGGCGAGGCCCCGGACACCCCCAGAAAAGAAGCGCCUGAAAGCCUCAGAGGAGUUCACCCCUAUCUCAGAGGAGCAGCCCCAGAGUCCCACUCUGAAGGGGGAGGACAUACAAGCACUGGCCAUUAAAGUGGAGGAACUGGAGAAGCUGCGGGUGCCCCAGCCACCCAGGAACAGCCAGAAGGCCCCAGGUGUGACCCGGGUGCUGGUGCGAAAGAGCCGGCCUCUCGUGGAGCAGAGGAGGAGAGCUAAGGUGGCUGUGGCAAGACCUGUCCCCUUGGAUGCCACAGUGGAGCUGCUGGACUACAUGGGUCCUGGCGGGCCUCGCUUUGAUGCCCAGGGAAUGGUGCUGCCACACAGCAUCCUGGGAAGCCUGGAGGAUUUUAAGAGAGAGGUGGAGGCCAGAGGAGACACUGAGCUGCUGAAGAGGGUGCCGGACUCCCUGGGGCCGUGCCCCCCAGCAGAGGCAGCACUGACCGGAGGGCAGCAGGCCGGAGCCCCACCAGCAGGCCGGUCCAGUCCGCCCGCCCCCCAGACCCGGGCUCUUCGCCACUGGGAGCACCACAUGGCCGAGCGCCACCGCCAGCAGGGCUUCAUCUCCCGUCUGCUGAAGAGGCCUGUGCAGUGCCUGGUGAUGAACCAGGCAGACGGAUUCAGACAGACACAGGAACAGCGGGAGCUGAUCAGCCGUGCCCUCCCUUCACUGCAUCCCGGCCAGGGGAACCGCGUGGGCAGUGAGUUCUGGAGCUUGCCGCAGCGCAUUGGGGAUGAGAUGAGUGGCAUCACAAUGUCUCUGACGCAGACAGAGAGAGGGAAUCCUCAGCCUGUUACUCAUGUCGGGCUGUCCUGCCAGCUGCGCUUGGAGACAGGCAAUGUUGUCCCAGCUGAUUCAGUCCAGCAUCAACGGGCCUGGGAUCAGAGUCGGUACCUGCAGGAGCGGCGCCAGGAGUUGCGCGAUGUCCUGCAGGAGCUGGAUUUUAACCAGCCGGAGAUAGAUGGGCUGGAGGUCACUGGGAAAGGGCAUCCGUUCACCUCCAUCAGCGCAGAGAGCUGCUCCCAGGAGGAGGACCGCGAGACCUGGGCUGACGAACAGGAAAACCAAGACCCCUUGGCUGACUACCCUGAUGUGAUGAUGGAGGCCCUCCUGAUACCCUCUCUUCGAUUCUGCGGCCAGCCUGCUCGCUGGAUCAACAGCUCCUCCUCACACGAGGGUGAGGUGGGCGUGGCAGCUCGGCUGACGUUUGAAGCUGUGGCUGGGGACCAGGCUGUGUCCCACCUGGAGCUGAGCAACGAUGGCAGCACUGCUGUCUACUACAGCUGGCAGCAUCUCCCGCCACCUCGCAGCUUCAGCCCAGCCCAGCCUGACAGAAGCAGUCAGCACUUUUACUUCAACACCAGUGAAGGGGUAAUCCUGCCAGGGGACACUCAGCGGAUCCUCUUCACUUUCAAGUCCGUGCGCCCAGGAAUCUUCAGCGAGACAUGGGCCCUGAAGACACACCCUGUACUCCUUGGGGGUGCGGCCCUGCAGGUCACACUGAGGGGCAUCGCCCUGCAUGAGGACAAGACAGCUGAGGUCAGAGAGUCUCUGCAGAGAGAGCUGGAGGCCCGAGAGGCAGAGACAGUGGCUAGGCAGAUCCUGAACGAGCUUCUGCAGGGGGUGCGGACCCCCGAUCGUCCCUGCUCUCCAGUGGAGACCUACAUCACAGAGGAGGAGAGAUUCUGCCAGCAUAACCCACAGCUGCAGUAUGUGCAUGGGGCUGUGCAGAAGCUGAGGCAUCUGUGGGAGCAGAGUGUGGGUGCAGAGAGCCUGCACGCUGGUGGCAUGGAGAACCCCAAGGCAUGCCAGGACUGGGACCUCUCCAUCCCCCAUUUUCGACAGGCUCUACUGUCAAUGCCAAAGGGAGAGGAGGAAGAACAGCAAGAAGCAGCACUCUCCCAGCUCAACAGCCUGGUCCUGGAGCUCAGUCAGCCCCAGCCACACUCACAGCCCGACCUGCUUCACCUGAUAGGGCUGCAGCUGUGGCGGGAGGCAGCGGACGAGCUGGUCUGCCAGGCCACACUGCUCAGGCAGGUGCUGGGCAUGCCCGAGAGAGACACCUGGGGUGACCUGCUGCAGGACGAAGCCUUGGAAUCCAGCCGAGGGGGGAAAGGGAAGAAGGAUGACAAAGCGGACAGGAAAGGAAUGGUGUCCAAGGAGGAAAAGAAAGGAGGCAGCGGGAAAGAGAAGGAGGAGAAGAAAGGACCAGGGAAGCAGGCAGGGAAGGACAAGCCAGUAGAGGACCGCCCUCCCAGUAAGAAAGGGAAGGGUCGGGAUGACAGGAAGGCUUGGAAACCUGCGCUGGGAUUCGGAAAGGAGCAGGUUUCCUCGGCAGAAAGCCUGGACAGUGUGCACCCAGAGUGUCAGCAGGAGCAGGUGGACCCUGCGCUGCAGGAGAAAUACCUCCGGCAGCUCCAUGGACAGGUCUACGGGCUGCUGGCUGCCAUGGUGGAGUCCCUCUUUGAUCUGUGUGAGGACGUGAAGAAAACCAAAGAACAGCUCUGAUCCAGGAGUUAAUGUGUGAUCCCGACUUUCUGGGAAACUAUUAUCGCCAUUAUUGUGGGAAGCCCAGUACCUAAUCACAUCUUGUUUGCAGCUAAACUGUAUGUUUCUAAUUAAAAAUUCUCAACUUGUUUCAUCGGG
This is a messenger RNA of Lepisosteus oculatus (spotted gar), 4104 nucleotides long. It is a transcript of the gene mycbpap, whose product is annotated as mycbp associated protein. The record is from RefSeq and is a predicted model, not a curated record. NCBI's taxonomy places the organism in Eukaryota, Metazoa, Chordata, Actinopteri, Semionotiformes, Lepisosteidae.